AAUAUAGUCAAACUGGUCAUUAUUUUUGCUGAGGCGUUGCGAUUUCAUUUUCAACAUAGGCGAGGCAUGGAUCAACUACUCUCAACUCAAACAUGGCCGUGCAUUAGUAUUAUAAGCUCUACCGCUUAACCGACUCACUCUCUCAUUCCAAUUUCAUCUUUCAACUUUGAUUUAUCCAUCCAAGCCGACGCUCUCACCCUCCAUCUCCAGUGGCGAAGGAGGCAUGAAUUCGAAUCACAAGCUGCUGACAGCAGUUAUUUCUGCUUCCACUGCGCUUCUUCUAGCUGGAGCAAUCGUUUUGUUUGUUUUCUAUGUCUACUACUACCGGAAGAAAUCGCAGCGCCAAAAUGUGUAUAGUUGUUGUUCGGAUAAGAUGAGUGGUGGUCGCAGAAAUAUGAUGAUGGAUUAUAAGAGCAUAGAAUCAGCCACAGAUAAUUUUAGAGAGACUAACAUGUUGGGUGCUGGUGGAUUCGGAUGCGUCUACCAAGGCAACCUGCAACCUGGUAACAUUUCUGUUGCUGUCAAGAGGCUUUCUAAUGCAGAUGCCAUAACUGAAUUUCAGACUGAAGUAGAGUUGUUGAGUAAAAUUGAGCAUCCGAAUAUAAUUACUUUAUUGGGCUACAGCAUUCAUGCUGAAACAAGGCUUCUUGUAUAUCAACUGAUGCAUAAUGGAUCUCUCGAAACUCAGUUACACGGACCUUCAAGGGGUUCGGUAUUGACAUGGCAUUUACGUCUCAAGAUCGCCCUUGAUGUAGCAAGAGGAUUAGAGUAUUUACACAAGCGCUGCCAUCCGCCAAUAAUUCAUCGAGAUCUAAAAUCGUCUAAUAUUCUUCUCGAUUCCAACUUCAACGCCAAGCUUGCGGAUUUCGGGCUUGCUAUAUUGGAUGGAACUCAGAAGAAAAGCCAAAUCAAGCUCUCAGGGACCCUGGGUUAUGUAGCUCCUGAAUACUUGUUAGAUGGUAAGCUAACAGAUAAAAGUGAUGUUUAUGCCUUCGGAGUGGUGCUGCUCGAGCUUCUGCUGGGAAGAAAGCCUAUGGAGAGACCGGCACCACCUCACACUCAGUCUACAGUCUCAUGGGCCAUGCCUCAGCUCACAGAUAGGACCAAACUUCCCAACAUUGUGGAUCCUGUGAUUGCAAACUCUAUGGAUAUGAAGCAAUUGUACCAGGUUGCUGCUGUGGCGUUGCUAUGCAUACAGCCUGAACCAACCUAUCGGCCGUUGAUUGCAGAUAUUUUGCUUUCUCUUGUGCCCCUUGUACCUGUUGAGCUUGGCGGGACGCUCAGAGAUGCAGAAUAUGUUGCUACAAAACUGUCUCAAACCUAGUACAUACAUGUGUAUUCUCUUCAUUUGUGAUAUUACUACUUGGUCUUGAUCUGAUUCUGUGGUGAACUUCAGUUUUGGUGUUAAAUCAGCAGCGCCCAUUAAUCAA
Molecule: messenger RNA, 1430 nt
Organism: Salvia miltiorrhiza (redroot sage)
Lineage: Eukaryota; Viridiplantae; Streptophyta; Magnoliopsida; Lamiales; Lamiaceae
Product: probable receptor-like protein kinase At1g80640
Exons: 10
Coding region: 224-1324 (366 amino acids)
Biological process (GO): protein phosphorylation
Molecular function (GO): ATP binding; protein kinase activity
Source: RefSeq, a predicted model, not a curated record